CGCAUCCACAUCCCCAACCCAAUCAAAAUCAAUUGCUUGUUUAAUAUUCCAGAACGAGAACCAGCGACAGUACCCUAGGAAGGAGAGGAGGAAGAGGAAGAAGCCUUUGGUUUGAGAGAGAAUUCGCACCAGGGAUCACUGAUUUCCCCAAGAAUCCACUAAAAGAAAUUGUAACGACAGGGAUUUACUUAUUGAUCUAUUGGUUUUGGUUUUCUUUUGAGGGAAAUGGGAGAAGAAGAGGGUAAGAAGAGGAGGGUGGCGGUCGAGUCACUGGGAUGGCUAACGGAGUCGUCGAUAUUGCCAAAGAAGCACAGAGCCAUAGAAGGAGUGGGUGCCUCUUCGAUCCUAGAGCUCAAGGCCCAGCUCUACAAAUCCCAGGAGGAGGCCAAGGUUUCCAAGCUGUCCUCCACCGUUUCAGAUGUCAAUUACCACCGCGCCAAGAAGAAAAUCAUUCCCUCUGAUCCCUUCUCCGCCAAGAACUCCGGCGUCGAAUCCCGCGCUCUCAAGGACAAGCUGGAGCUUAAAGCGAUCAAUGAUGGGUCAGCCAGCUAUGCAGCUUUGGAGAAGAAGGCAGAGCUAUAUGAUAAGUUAGUAAGGGGAGAACUUUCUGAUGAGGAAGGCGAGGAGAAAUAUUGUGUUGAUUUUUUCCGCAAGGGACUCGAGCAAGAGGAGUCACAGCAGCCACAAAGCCAUGAUGCUUCUACCGCAGUAGGUCGUCCGGAAGAUGAAGAUGGUAGGAAUGAUGAUUCUCUGCUAUUCAGCGCAAAAUUUGUGGGGCCUGGACGAACUGCUGAAGCAGUGGACAGAGAUAAACACAAGCUUUUUGUUAGGGAAGUUCAUGAAGAAGCAAAUCAAGCAAGAGAAAAGGUUUCAGAAAUCAAGCUGCGUAGACAAGAACAGGCAGCAGCUCAUCGCGAGAAAAUAAGACAGGCAUAUCUUCGUAAAAAAUUGGAGAAAUUGAAAGCUGCAUCUAAUGCAGAACAGCCAGGAUUAGCAGAAGGUGGGAGUUGAUAAUCCUGUAACUCAUACGGUGGAGUUGAUCAAUUCAAACAUUGUGAUGAAGCUCAGAGGAGCAAAGUGGAAAAAUGAUAAAAUUUUGUGAAACUCUCUCUUUGUAAAAAUCCAAAAGAAUUCUGUGCUGCCACUUGUUUGUUUUGAUCAAUUUUCACUUAUACAUCCAACUAUGAAUUAUGAUACAGAUUAGAUUUUUAGACUUGGUAAUGUUGACAAUUGCUGAUUUUUGUGAAA
This is a messenger RNA of Hevea brasiliensis (rubber tree), 1248 nucleotides long. RefSeq lists its product as uncharacterized. The record is from RefSeq and is a predicted model, not a curated record. The transcript has 3 exons. The coding region runs from base 226 to 1011 and encodes 261 amino acids. Gene Ontology annotation, cellular component: nucleus. Lineage: Eukaryota; Viridiplantae; Streptophyta; Magnoliopsida; Malpighiales; Euphorbiaceae.